This is a messenger RNA of Melanaphis sacchari, 2977 nucleotides long. RefSeq names its product WD repeat and HMG-box DNA-binding protein 1 (gene Ctf4). Gene Ontology annotation, cellular component: nuclear replication fork. The record is from RefSeq and is a predicted model, not a curated record. Gene Ontology annotation, molecular function: chromatin binding; protein binding. Gene Ontology annotation, biological process: DNA-templated DNA replication; mitotic cell cycle; DNA repair. NCBI's taxonomy places the organism in Eukaryota, Metazoa, Arthropoda, Insecta, Hemiptera, Aphididae. The transcript has 16 exons. Bases 185 to 2923 code for a protein of 912 amino acids.
UUCAUUCUUCAGUUUUUAACUCAAACAACUAAUGUUAAAACGUCAAAUUUCAGAAGACAAUAUGACAUAAGUUAGUAGUUGCAAACAAUUAAUGAACUAAAUAGGUAACAAUUAUUUUGCUUUAGUGUUUAAGUAUUAAAUUUAAAGUCUUUUUUCAACUGAUAAUGCAAUAAGACUCAAAGCUAUGUCGGAAACUAAAGAGUUGAAUUUUCCACGAUAUGCCCAUGUAGAAGGGCACACCGAUGUAUGUUACUCAGAAGAUGGAAAAUAUUUGAUUACGUGUGGUCAAGAUGGAGAUAUAAGAAUAUGGGAUGGUAUUGAUGAUGGUGAUCCUACUGAAAAAUGUGUUGGUAGUGAAGCAUUUGCCGUACACCAAUCAGGAGAUAUGUUAUAUGUUGGUGAUGAUCAUCACACACUUCAAGUUUACACAUUUCCAAAAGCAGAGUUAAUAGAUACAUUAACUCGAUUUACUGCUUCAGUCUGUUGUUUAGAUUCAUCUAAAGAUGGCAAACUAAUUGCUGCUGGUGGAUGUGAUUCAUCUAUUCAAGUUGUGAAUAAAGAUACUAAAAUUGUAUUGAAUUUUGAUGGUCAUAAAAGUCCAAUUUUAUCUAUUAAAUUUGAUCCAUUGUCUGAUUUUUUGGUGUCAUCAAGUUGCGAUGGAACUGUAAAAGUAUGGAGUAUAGAAAAAAAAUCUGUUAUAAAAGAAUGGACUAAUGUUAUUCCAGUUAGCAAUGCAUUUCAGCAUUCUAAGAUUAAAUGUACUCCAGCAUGGGAUCCUAUAGAUGGAAAUUUAUUAGCUAUACCUUUUGGAAAAGAAAUAAAAUUUUUCCAAAGAGGUUUGUGGAGAGAACUUUACACAGUGCACGAUUAUCGAUUAUCUGAACAAGAUAUCACUGUCAUGAGUUGGUCAAAAUGUGGUAGAUAUAUAGCUGCUGGGACAAACACUGGAUUUAUUUUCGUGUGGAACAUAUCAUCUCAAGUAAUUGUAUUACAUGCAAAGUGUAAAGAACGAUAUUCUAUAAGAAGUUUAGUCUGGUGUCCUAAAAAUGAUGAAUACACUUUAGCCUAUUGUGAUGAUCAUGGCCAAUUAGGUUUGGUCGAAAACGCUAAUUCAGAUGAUUUUGCUAUAGAUUCAACUAAUGAUGAUCAAAACAUAUUAAUGACAGAUGAAGAGUCUGGCGAUAAUGUUAUAUCAUUAGAGCAAAUAAAAUAUGAAGCUGAAGUUGAACUUAGUAAACAAAGAGGUUUAUCUUUAAAUAAUGUCGAUGGCUUAGAAAUUGAUGACGAUAACAGCAAUUUGUCUUCUAAAUAUAUUCCUCCUACUGCUAGUUUUACUGUCGAUAUACAAAGUCCAUUUCAACCUUGUUCAACACCUGUUCAUCUACAAAGGCGCUUUAUGGUUUUUAAUGAUGUUGGAUAUGCACGACAAACUAACACUGUUGAUGAAAAUGUAAUUGAUGUUGAUUUUCAUGAUAACACUAUCCAUCAUGCUUUUCGUAUCAAAAAUGUCUUAGGGCAUACUAUUGCUGCUCUGUGUCAAGAAGCAUUAGUAUUAGGUUGUGAAUCUCAAGAUACUACACCUAGCAAAUUGGUUUGUGUACUAUUGAAUUCAUGGGAUGGUAAACGUGAAUGGACUGUUGAUUUACCCAAUGAAGAUGAUAUAUGUGGUUUAGCAGUUACUGCUGAUUGGAUUGCAGUAGCUUCAGUAUCACGUCUAAUAAGAUUAUUUACUCUUGGUGGUGGUCAAAGGGAGAUCAUAUCUAUACCUGGGCCUAUAGUAGCUAUUAAUGGAUGUAGAGACCGUUUAGUUGUUGUGCAUCAUUGUGGUGCCCCUAUACCCGGUGAACAAAAUUUACGAUACUGUGUGUACAAAAUUGAUAAUCGCGUUGAAGCCAUUUGUUCUGGAUAUGUUCCAUUGUUCCCAAAAUCAACUCUUAGAUGGGUUGGUUUUUCUGAUUAUGGAUCUUUGAGUAUUCUAGAUUCUGCCGGAACCCUGCGAAUGUUAAUUAAAUCUUAUUGGAGUCCCUUAUGUUGUGUAGAUAAUACGUGGAAUGACACUACAAACCAUUAUUUUGUUAUUGGAGUCAAUGAAGCACGUCAAGAUAUAAGAUGUAUUCUUUGUAAAGGUUCUUAUUAUCCUUCAACAACACCUCAUCCUUUUUUGAAUGAAAUACCAUGGCAGAUUCCAUUAUGUGAUCUUAAUCAAGAAAAAGGUGAAUUAGAAGAAAAAUUUUGGAGAUCCAAUAUAGCUUUAUCAAUUUUACCCGAAGAAGAUGGAUUACAAUAUGAUAAAGAAUUAAAAACAACAUUCUUAAAACUGUUUGCUAUGGCAUGUAAGAGUGGUCAUGAUAUGAGAGCAUUAGAGCUUUGUAAACUUAUAAGAUCGGAGCAAUAUUUAAAUUUAGCCCUAAAGUAUACUAUGCGAGUUGGGAACAGUAGUUUAGCAACAAAAAUUACAACAAUCAUAGAAAAUGAAACAAAUAUAGAUGACGAACCAAAACUAAAACCAGUAACAUAUUCAGAAUUAUUUGAUGGUCCAUCAACUUCAUAUAACAAGAGUACAAACUGUAUUUCACAACAAUCGCAAGAUUUAUUUUCAGAAAAAUAUAGUUCAAAUGAUAGUGAAGAUAUUAACAAAGAAUCAUCAAGUAUUUUGUCAGUUUUAAAAAAGAAACAAGAAUCUGAACUGAUGAAUGAGUCCAACGACAUAGAUAGAGCUUUUAAUCCAUUUAAAAAAAAAAAUGGCGAACAAGCUAAUAUUUCAAUGGGUACUCUUUCUCCAUUAGAUCAAACAAUUGAACCUUCAAGUGAUAAUAAAAGAAAAUCUGAUUUAGAUGACAGCUAUGAAAAUAUGAAUUCAACAAACAAAUCAAAAAAACCCAAAGGAGUUUCAAAGCUAUCAUCUUUUAUUUUUAAAAAAUAAUUUUAUACUUUAAUAACUUCAUAAUUUUUAGUUUUUAUAAUUUUUACUUCUAAA